GAUGCAUCAACCAUGUAAAUUUAUCAACAUCAAAUAAAAUAUGCCCGAUCCCUACUUACCGAUAGAAAGUUCCUAUUAUUGAACAUUGUAUUAUACGGAAUAUGCCAUGCUUACUUAUCGAACCAAAUAUCUGAUUUAUCUAGUAGCUUUUAUGUAAACUUCAGGGGUUAACUUGGGUUAACUUGGGUUAACUUGACCUACUUGGGAGAGGCCUCCCUAACUUCAUCUCUCAACUUGUUAACCUCCAGCCAAACCCCCCCGGAUUUUAAUAACGUUAAUAAAAUGGCAAUCCACGUCCGAAGACUGGGAUGGCUGGCCAUCUUCGUCGUUGUAUGCUUCACACUCUUUUGGGGUCGGUCAAUAUACGCAACCACGAGUCUAUCCAAUCAACUGUGUUCCGUCUUGGGAUCCUGUCGGGCUAGCACUGCAAACCUCUUCUCGGUCGAACAUACCCCGAUUACACUUGAAGGAUACGGAGACUUCACCGGGAGAACGGUAAAUACUACAUUUUCCGGCGUUCCGCUUCCUAACCCCGUCGAUGCUUGGCUUGGUAUCGAAUAUGCAAAGCAGCCAGUGGGCGAAGGUCGAUUCAAGCCUGCUAGUUGGCCUCCAGCCUUUGAUGGCGUGAAGCAAGCUACGGCGUACGGUAAAUCAUGUGUCCAGGACUCCAGAUACGUUGGCAUAGAAUUUCAAGGAGAAGAUUGCCUCAAUUUCAACGUUUACCGGACCCAGGGUGUUCCGCUGGACAAGAAGUUGCCAGUCUUCGUUUACAUCCAUGGUGGGAGUUUCAACUUCGGUAGCAGUAAGAGCUUAGAUGGCGCUGCAUUUGUCUCAUCGUCCAAAGCUCCCAUAGUUGUGAUCAGCUUCCACUACCGGCUCAACUCGCUUGGCUCCCUUCCAUCUCUUCUUUUCAGUCUGGAAGGCCUCCUCAAUCUCGGGAUACGGGAUCAGUACUUCUUCCUAAGGCAUUUCGUGCAAAAGCAUGUUGGUUCCUUUGGAGGGGACCCAUCAAACAUUACUCUGGGUGGCCGUUCGGCCGGUGCGCAUUCUGUGGGCAUUCACUAUUUCCACAACUACGGCCAGAAUGCUGGGAAGCCUUAUUUUGCCCGGACCAUCCUUCAAUCUGGAUCUGUUACUGCGCGGGCAUUUCCCGGCGCUGGCUAUCCACUCUAUGUCCGACAGUUUGAGGAAUACAUGAGAUUCCUUCACUGCCCUCUGAAUGAUAAUGUAGCAGCCAUGGCUUGUCUCCGUUCGGCCAAACUUGACGAUAUCAGAAAGAUCAGCUCCAAACUACUUGCCGACUCCAAUUAUAAUAAUACUUGGCCAUUUCAACCCGUCCAGGGGGGUCCGUUGCUAGAAAAGUUUGGCUCUCAGUCUGGUUAUGACCGAACUUUUUUUCUUAUACCGACGCUUACAACUACUGUUACGGAUGAGGGAAGAUUCGCCAUGCCAGGUAAUUUGGAGACGAACGAGGACUUUUUAAAAUAUAUGCAUGCCGGGUCUCCAUCUCUGAAUGCUAGAGACCUUGAGUUACUCGCAAGCUUGUAUCCAGAUCCAGUGACAGAUGCUACGUCCCCCUUUAAGGAUUCUCCCAGAGGAGCCCAAUACACUCGUCUAUCUGCUGCGUGGAGCGAUUAUGCAUACAUUUGCCCUGGCCAAGAAACUGCAUACAGAGUUGCUGCCGCCGGGAUACCAGUUUGGAAAGCUCGGUUUAACACCAACAAUAGCUUCCCAGCCUGGCGUGGCAUUCCACACGCUGCUGAUGGAAAAUAUACAUGGCCAGAACCUAAGGCACAACACCCGGAAAUUGGACAUAUACUCCACGGCUAUCUGGCCAGCUUCAUCGCAACCGGCGACCCAAAUGCGCUUAGGUACCCGGGCUCCCCCGAGUGGCCUAACUAUGAGCCUCAAGGAUAUGGCCUCGAUUCUGAAGCCGCGCUCCAACUGGUUAUACAACCCGAUGAUACCAAAGUCGAAUUGGACGAUAUUCGCCGAGAAGCGUGCCUCUUUUGGAGGGACCCUGAGAGAACCAAACGACUAAACAAAUAACCUACACCCUUAAUAAUAUAUUAAAAAUAUAUUCUAUUCUUCCUAACCUAGAUUUAUUCAACUUGCUGUGUUCGGUUACAACAGUUUUGCUCCGACACGGAAUUAUGAAAGAGGUGGAGAAGCCCGACCCUGAAGCUUGAGGGGAUGUUGCCAUAGACGACGAGUAUGGCGUGAUUGAGAACACGGAAAUCAAUAUGACUGAAAUCACCUUCAAUGAAAUCAAAGUUCAAACACCAAAGACAUUACUAGACAUCAUAUCCUGUCUUGUGAACUUAAUCCAAUGGCAACUUCAUUUACCAAAAUUCCCAUUAUAGACCUGUCGCAGGCAGACGAUAAUUCAACCAGGCCUGAAGUACUCAAGAGUCUCCGUGAUGCUCUCAUAGAGGUCGGGUUUCUUUACGUAUCAAACCAUGGGGUCUCGACGACAGUUGUCGACAAUUUAGUCAAUGCUCUACCCACACUUUUUAAGCUUGAGGAUGCGGUUAAAAGCACUGUCGCUUUAGAGAACUCGCCUCAUUUUCUUGGUUAUAGUGGGGUUGGGAGUGAGAAUACGGGUGGGAAAGUAGACAGGAGAGAGCAAUUUGAAUUUGCCACGGAGCUGGGGGCGACCUGGCGACCUGGCGUUCCACUGUAUGAACGCCUACGAGGUCCUAAUCAGGUCGGUCUACAAUUAAGGGGCCAGGCUUGAACAUUAGACUAAUUGUUCCUAGUGGCCAAGAAAGCAUCCAGAACUUCGAGCUGUGAUUGA
Molecule: messenger RNA, 2797 nt
Organism: Hypoxylon fragiforme
Lineage: Eukaryota; Fungi; Ascomycota; Sordariomycetes; Xylariales; Hypoxylaceae
Product: alpha/beta-hydrolase
Exons: 1
Coding region: 283-2049 (588 amino acids)
Source: RefSeq, a predicted model, not a curated record